Glycine soja is the source of this 3920-nucleotide messenger RNA. RefSeq names its product FT-interacting protein 1-like. The record is from RefSeq and is a predicted model, not a curated record. The transcript has a single exon. Bases 1212 to 3644 code for a protein of 810 amino acids. NCBI's taxonomy places the organism in Eukaryota, Viridiplantae, Streptophyta, Magnoliopsida, Fabales, Fabaceae.
UGGCAUUGCUGCACAUAGAAGAAAGAACUGAUCCUUUCAACUAGUUCCCUUUAAGCAAAUAACCCUACUCAUUAAGCAACUACAUUACCUUAACACAAACCUUGGUAAAAACAAAUUGAAACUGCAUUAUUAAAUUAUUUACCAUUUAGCAUUCCAUGUUUCAUACCAAGUAACUAGUCUCAUAUUUUGUAACCAUUAAGAUAACUCAUCCUUGUGUUAGAUCAAUCUCAAGCUUUUUCCCUCCUUCCUUUUUUAAUUUCACAUAUUGAGAUUACUAAAGUUCAUGCAGCUUCUUCAUCAAAUUAUUCCUUUCUUAAACCAAAGAAGUAGUGAGCACUUCUAUUGUGUGGGAAAGUGAGACAACCAUUACUGCGUUUUCUUCCAUCUUUUGCCUUCUUAAGUAAAAUUUGGUUGCUUCAGAAUCGAAUAUUGGGUUACUUGUGGAUAGCCACAUAAGCUUUAGCUUCCCGGGGCAUAGAACACCAAGAAGAAAAGGAUAUGAAAGGUGGUAGUGGAGAUCAUUGAUGCUCAUGAUCAACAAGUGCAUUUGUUGAAGUAGACUUUGAAAACCAACUUAGCAGAACCAGAAUUGUUCCAAAGAACCUCAACCCCACUAGGAAUCACAAACUGUUAUUCCAUUUGGAUGCAAUCAAACGUUAACAUCACCAAAUUAUUGAAGUCUCAGUCUACCACUAGAGGAGACCUAUUCCGGGCCAAAACUUCCUUCGAAGGGUAAGAAUUCCUUGCUCUAAUCUUGUUAAGGAAGUGAGGAAAUUUAUCACACUUACCCUUUAGAGAAGAAGUGGUUUUUCUUUUCUGUCAAGGGUGAGAGUGGCCUGAAAAUUUAUAUUGCAUCAUCGCAGUCCAAAACCAAAGCUCGUUGUUUCAUUAUUACUUCAGAAUCAGAAAAACUUUCAUCCCCAACUUCACCAAAAAGUACCGGAAUCCAAAUCCAAUUAUACUAGUCUUCCUCAUUGUCCACCCCAACCACAGAAACUAUAGACAUUACUGACAUAACAUCAGAAGCUGACCCCAAAAUCAAUCACAGAAGAAGCUGAGAAAGUAAACUCAGCUGCAGUGACAAAUUUCCACUCUGCAACAGCUCAGUCUAGUGCCAAUGAUACAGAUCAAGAUCCAAAAGACAAAACCAUAAAGCCUAUCCAAGAGAUAUAACACAGCAACUACACAAAAACCAAGUUCACCAGCAGCCAAUGAUUUCAAUAAAGAGAAGACAAAGAGGUGCUCCAGUCACAAUGCACUCGGUUGGCCCUGAAGUCCAUCCUAGUAGCCAAGAUGAAGACUACAAUCUGAGGGAGACUGAUCCACAACUCGGUGGUGACCGGUGGCCUAAUGCCAGAAGAGGGUGGAUUGGUGGUGAAAGAUUCUCAAGCACAUAUGACCUUGUUGAGCAGAUGUUCUAUCUGUAUGUUAGGGUGGUGAAAGCCAAAGAUCUUUCCCCCAGCACUCUCACCUCAAGCUGUGAUCCUUAUGUGGAAGUGAAGCUGGGGAACUACAAAGGAAGAACAAAGCACAUAGAGAAGAAAACCAACCCAGAAUGGAACCAAGUGUAUGCUUUCUCCAAAGACAGAAUUCAAUCUUCUGUUCUGGAAGUCAUUGUCAAAGACAAAGAAAUGCUUGGAAGAGAUGAUUAUAUUGGAAGGGUGGCCUUUGAUCUCAAUGAGGUUCCAACCAGAGUUCCCCCAGACAGUCCAUUGGCUCCUCAAUGGUACAGGCUCGAGGACCGGCGAGGAGAAGGGAAGGUGAGGGGUGAUAUCAUGCUUGCAGUGUGGAUGGGAACUCAAGCUGAUGAAGCCUUCUCAGAGGCAUGGCAUUCUGAUGCUGCCACUGUGUCUGGAGAGGGUGUUUUCAAUGUCAGAUCAAAGGUUUAUGUGUCACCAAAACUGUGGUAUCUCAGGGUGAAUGCCAUUGAAGCACAAGAUGUGAUACCGAGUGACAGAAACCGGCUGCCAGAGGUUUUUGUCAAGGCUCAGAUGGGGAGCCAAGUGUUGAGGACCAAGAUAUGUCCAACUAGGACAACCACACCACUUUGGAAUGAAGAUUUGGUAUUUGUGGCAGCUGAACCAUUUGAGGAGCAGUUGACUAUCACUGUGGAGGAUCGCGUGCACCCUUCAAGAGAUGAAGUACUUGGGAAGAUAAUCUUGCCACUGACCCUCUUUGAGAAGCGGCUAGACCACAGGCCAGUUCAUUCACGCUGGUUCAAUCUUGAGAAGUUUGGUUUUGGAAUGAUGGAAGCUGAUAGGAGAAAUGAGCUUAAGUUUUCAAGCAGGAUUCACCUAAGAAUUUCCCUUGAAGGUGGAUACCAUGUCCUUGAUGAGUCCACUUUGUACUCAAGUGACCAAAGACCAACAGCUAGACAGCUAUGGAAGCAGCCUAUUGGGGUGCUUGAAGUAGGGAUCUUAGGAGCACAAGGACUCCUCCCAAUGAAGAUGAGGGAUGGCCGCGGCACCACGGAUGCAUAUUGUGUUGCCAAGUAUGGCCAAAAAUGGGUCAGAACCAGAACAAUUCUUGACAAUUUUAGUCCAAAAUGGAAUGAGCAAUACACAUGGGAGAUUUAUGAUCCUUGCACUGUAAUAACACUUGGUGUUUUUGACAACUGCCAUUUAGGAGGAGGGGAAAAAGCCACUGCUGGCACUGCAGCCAGGGAUUCAAGAAUUGGAAAGGUAAGAAUUAGGCUCUCAACACUUGAAGCUCAUAGGAUAUACACUCAUAGCCAUCCCCUUCUUGUUUUGCACCCACAUGGUGUCAAGAAAAUGGGUGAGCUUCAGCUAGCAGUGAGGUUCACUAGCCUCUCACUGGCUAACAUGGUUUACAUUUAUGGCCAACCCUUGCUUCCAAAGCAGCAUUACUUGCGCCCUUUCAUCGUUAACCAAGUAGAGAAUUUGAGGUACCAAGCCAUGAACAUUGUGGCUGUGAGGCUUGGAAGAGCUGAACCUCCCCUCAGGAAGGAGGUAGUAGAGUACAUGUUGGAUGUUGAUUCCCAUAUGUGGAGCAUGAGAAGAAGCAAAGCCAACUUCUUCCGCAUCAUGUCACUUUUCUCUGGCAUCAUCACAAUGGGGCAAUGGUUUAGCCAAGUUUGCCAUUGGAAGAACCCCAUCACAUCAAUCCUAGUUCACAUUCUCUUCCUCAUACUCAUUUGCUACCCUGAAUUGAUACUUCCAACCUUGUUCCUCUACAUGUUCUUGAUUGGCCUGUGGAACUAUAGGUUUAGGCCUAGACACCCACCCCACAUGGACACAAAACUCUCAUGGGCAGAAGUGGUUCACCCCGAUGAACUCGACGAAGAGUUCGACACAUUCCCAACUUCUAGACCACAUGAUGUGGUGAAAAUGAGGUAUGACAGGCUUCGAAGUGUUGCGGGAAGGAUUCAAACAGUUGUUGGGGACAUAGCAACACAGGGAGAGAGGUUUCAGUCUCUACUGAGUUGGAGAGACCCCAGGGCAACCAGCUUCUUUGUAGUGUUCAGCCUUUGUUCUGCUGUGGUUCUCUAUGCAACACCACCAAAAGUGGUGGCUAUGGUAACAGGCUUGUACUAUCUGCGGCAUCCCAAGUUUCGUAGCAAGCUGCCUUCUGUGCCCAGCAACUUCUUCAAGAGGCUUCCAGCUAGAACAGAUAGCAUGUUGUGAUGCAUAGUGUAAGGCUUCAGUGUGGAUUUUAUUCAGUUCGUGUAGUUCUUUCUUUAAAAAAAACUUGUAACUUAAUGGCAUUUCUCAUCAAUGUUACUUGACAUAAAUGUUAGACCCCAGAUUAAGAUUGUGCAUCAGAGUUUAUCCUUUGCACAAAACUGAAAUGGUUGUAUGCAUCAUAGUUUGUCAGUUCUGUAAAUUUAUCUAGGCAAUAUCAAUGAUAACUCAGAUCUAAUUAUGCAAAUUGCUCGUUGUAAGUUUGACAUACGGUUAAAG